Ostrinia nubilalis (European corn borer) is the source of this 628-nucleotide messenger RNA. RefSeq lists its product as uncharacterized. Lineage: Eukaryota; Metazoa; Arthropoda; Insecta; Lepidoptera; Crambidae. Gene Ontology annotation, molecular function: lysozyme activity. The record is from RefSeq and is a predicted model, not a curated record. The coding region runs from base 39 to 536 and encodes 165 amino acids. The transcript has 5 exons.
GUGCGAAAUUUGCAUCUACAGAAGAUUGUUUAGUCAGUAUGCUGCUCAAAUUGGUUAUUUUGAAUUUUUUGUUAUUUUUAACUUCUCUACAAUUUUGCGAAAGUGGAAAUAUGCCUGACGAUGACUCGGAGACCGAUCCACUGUCAAUCACCUGCAUGAAAUGUAUUUGCAAGGUGAUGGGCUGCAUAAAGGACGAAGGGUGCGUGAACAACGUGUGCGGCGUGAUGCACAUCACGCAGGGCUACUGGGAGGCGGCCCACGACAAGGAGAGCGACCCAGCUAAUCUUGAAGCGUUCCAGAAAUGCAGUAACAAUGUAUGGUGCGCGACUCGCACGGUGCAGAGAUUUAUGAAACGACGUUUGCCGGCCUGCGAAGCAAAACGACCCGACCGCCAGCGCUGCGAGAAUGCUCUGGCCCUACACAAGUUCGGUUCGAGCCGCUGCGACCGCAACCUGACCGCCAACACCGAACGCAAGUUCCUCGGCUGCCUGGCCGAUAAGGUGUGGAAGUGGCUGGAGGACGACUUGACUGACUAGGACUUCAAUAUAGCAUUGUUGACCUUGGGUGGUACGAUUAUAUUAUGGAUAAAUCGCUUAAUUUUCUCUCCUUUCUAAGAUCCUGAUAUUAU